AUGAUAGAACAACACGAUACAGAUACUAAACAUUUACCAUUUACAAUCCAUACUCUAUUAGAACUUAAUAAUAAUAAUAAUAAUAAUAAUAAUAAUAAUGAUAAUAGUAAUAGUACUUUGAAUAAUCAAUCAAAUAAUGAAACAAACCAAUUACCUAUAGAGAAACAUUUACAAAAAACUUUUAUAAAAAAUGGUACUCCAUAUCAAUCAAUGAAACAUUCAAUGAAACAUUCAAUGACAUCAAUGACAACUAUUAAUGAUAUAAAACAAACUCCAGAUUCUAAAUGGAUAUCAAAUAAAUUAGAUGAAAAAUUAUUUUUACAAUUAUUUAAAAAUGUUUAUUUAUCACAAAUUCAAUUACCAUUCAAUACUAACACUACUAUUAAUACUACUAAUAAUACCACUAGUAAUAGUAGUAGUAAUAGUAGUUAUGACAACUAUAUGAAUUAUGAUAUCCCUAAUAUUAAUAAUAUUGUAAAUUAUUUACAAACAGAUCAUUGGUCACAAUUAUUAAAUCUUACAACAUAUCAUUCACCAUCUCAAUCAAUUCAAUCAUCAUCAUUGUCAUCAUCAUUUAAUGAUCAAUCUGAUGUAAUUCAAUCUACAUUAAAACAUUUACAUUCUGAUCAUUUACAAUCUAAAUGUACAUUUUUAUCAAAUAGUCAAUAUAGAGAGGAUGUUAUUCAGAAAACUGACAUUAAUAAUAAUAAUAAUAAUAAUAAUAAUAAUAAUAAUAAUAAUAAUAAUAAUAAUAAUAAUAAUAGUUUUAUCAUUAGCUAA
Schistosoma margrebowiei is the source of this 780-nucleotide messenger RNA. The record is from the annotation of a GenBank genome assembly. Lineage: Eukaryota; Metazoa; Platyhelminthes; Trematoda; Strigeidida; Schistosomatidae.